Molecule: messenger RNA, 1158 nt
Organism: Glossina fuscipes
Lineage: Eukaryota; Metazoa; Arthropoda; Insecta; Diptera; Glossinidae
Gene: Or2a
Product: odorant receptor 2a
Exons: 3
Biological process (GO): sensory perception of smell; detection of chemical stimulus involved in sensory perception of smell
Cellular component (GO): plasma membrane
Molecular function (GO): odorant binding; olfactory receptor activity
Source: RefSeq, a predicted model, not a curated record
AAUACCGCCUUUCGAUACCACUGGCUUGUUUGGCAGCUAACCGGUAUUAUACAACCUCGUUACUUUCCCACGUACUGGUAUCGCUUGUACGCUGUACUUGUUAACAUUCUAGUCACCCUGCUAUUUCCUUUAACGUUCGUGAUCAAUGUAUUUUUCUCUAAAAACUUGCAACAACUAUGCGAAAAUCUUAUUAUAACCUUAAGUGAUAUCACAGCAAAUUUAAAAUUUCUAAAUGUUUUUCUAGUACGAAAAGAGUUGCAACGAAUAAAAAUAAUAUUUGAAUAUUUAGAUAAGAGAUUAAAUACCGAAGAGGAAUACCGACAACUUAAACGAGCUAUACGUACCGCUCAAUUAUCAUUUUGUAUAUUCUGGGCGAUAUCCACGACUGGCACCAGCUUAAGUGUCUUGAUGGUUCUUUACAGCGAAGAUCGCUCUUUACUGUUUCCCGCUUGGUAUGGUUUAGAUUGGCAGAAUAACGAUUUAGCUUACGCUGUAUGCUUCACCUAUCAAUUGGUGGCGUUGGUUGUACAGGCUAUACAAAAUGUAGCCAAUGAUUCAUAUCCACCGGCAUAUUUAAUUAUUUUAACCAGCCAUAUGCGCAGCUUGGAAUUAAGAGUGCGUUCUGUGGGUCUGUCGCCAGCAGACAAUAAACAAAAUAUGUUUUUAAACGAAAGGGAACAACAGUUAGAUUUAAAAAAAUUCAACGAUUGCAUAGAGGACUUUAUACAAAUAAACCGACUUUACGAUAUGAUACAAAAAAUUCUUUCUAAAGCGUGUUUAGCUCAAUUUAUCUGCACCGCCUUAGUUCAAUGUGUUGCCGGUUUGCAUAUUUUAUACUUAUUAGAUGAAUCUGGUGACUAUGGCGCUCAGAUCCUAUCACUUAUCUUCUUUUUGGCUGUCACUAUGGAAGUAUUUAUAAUUUGUUACUUUGGUCAUUAUAUGAGUGCUCAGAGUUUGGCAUUAAUUGAUGCUUUCUACGAAUGCGGCUGGAUAUCUCAGACGUUAGCUUUUCGUCGAAAUCUUAUCAUCACGUUAAUGCGCACGCAGAGAUAUGCCAUCAUAUACGCCGGCGCCUAUAUACCAGUAGACCUGUCAACAUUUCUAUUGCUCAUGAAAUACGCUUACUCUACAUUUACUCUAUUAUUGCGCUUUAAAUAA